Malaya genurostris is the source of this 2593-nucleotide messenger RNA. Its product is annotated as proton-associated sugar transporter A-like. The record is from RefSeq and is a predicted model, not a curated record. Gene Ontology annotation, cellular component: membrane. Lineage: Eukaryota; Metazoa; Arthropoda; Insecta; Diptera; Culicidae. Bases 551 to 2488 code for a protein of 645 amino acids. Gene Ontology annotation, molecular function: sucrose:proton symporter activity. The transcript has 4 exons.
CAGAGAAAAAACAUUUGAAUUUCAGCUCGUGCCCGGUGAAGUCGUCGAGCGUUUGUAGAAUUUAGUUUAGGUUAUUCAGUGAUUUCAGUAAGUAGGGAGACAUAACUGAAAAAACUCCAUAUGCACUUAAUAGCAAUCGAAAACAUACAUAAAAUUAUUGAUGAAAAACUACCGUUAAUGCGUUUAAUGUUAAUGUUCAAGAAAAAAGAAUAGUGUCCCUAAUUUAAUUAGUGAACAUAGAAGUUGUCUUAUUCAAAUAUAAAUUUGAUAAUGCUAAAAAUAAUACAAAAUUAAACCUGAUAACAUUAUUUAAAAUUGUACUUGCAAUAGCGAUAUUGCAUAAAAAUCUUGCUAUGGUUAAUUGACUAGGUUCAAUCGCACAAGAAAUGAAAGUUUAUAAGAAACACACCAACAGAAUUAGAAUCGUAGAGGUUCACGAAAUACUCUUCAUAACGAGCAAGUCUUUGAUAAGUCUAUCGGUAUGUGAUAAAUAUCCAAGCUACGAAUAGAAAAGCCAAGGAGUUAUCGUGCAAUACUUUUAAACUGAAAAAUGGAAAAGUUGCACGAUUAUCAAGGAUUGACGGGAAGAUUUCAUGAAUGGAAGGAUACGAUACGCGCGAAACAUGCUGAAUGGAGAGAAGAGCGGUCUGCUGGUCUUGCUCAGUAUAUACGAAACAUCAUUAAGCCACCGAAUCAACAACAGGCAAAUUUAAACCCAGACGCCCAAUGGAAUGAGGGGAUCGUGGAUUUUUCGCAUAUAUAUCGUAAAAAAACCCGCUUGGAGCUUAUUCGAGUUUCAGCAGCUGUUAUGGGCAUAGAAUUUUCAUACGCUGCUGAAACUGCAUUUGUUUCACCAACACUGUUAAAAAUUGGAGUACAACAUCGCCAUAUGACCUUAGUAUGGUGUUUAUCACCAUUAGUAGGGUUCUUCCUAACGCCAGUACUUGGCUCAUUGAGUGAUCGAUGCAAGAGUAACUUUGGAAGACGCAGACCUUUCAUAUGGUUCUUAUCAUUAGGAGUACUGUUGGGAUUGCUGCUUGUUCCAAAUGGAGAAGAUCUUGGGUAUGCAUUUGGAGACAUGGAACAUACUGUAAAUCAAACACUUCAGACAAUUCAAAACGUCUUACCCCAUCGGUCAACUGCUCAAGCAACGGUUUAUCAAAGCACCAUUAAUUCAGCUGGAACAAAUACCCAACCAAGCCAUCCAUGGGGAAUAUUUUUUACGAUUCUUGGUACAGUAUUACUAGAUUUUGAUGCAGAUGCUUGUCAAAGUCCUUCAAGAGCAUAUUUACUGGAUGUCACCAUCCCUGAGGAUCAUGCUCGUGGAUUAUCAACCUUCACAGUAAUGGCCGGGUUAGGUGGAUUUAUGGGCUACUCAUUAGGAGGAAUAAACUGGGAUGCUACAGUGUUGGGAAAAGCUUUUGGAGGACACGUGAGAGCAGUAUUUUCGUUGAUUACAAUCAUAUUUAUUGUCUGUGUAGGUUGCACCAUUACUAGUUUCAGUGAGAUACCGUUAGAUUUAUUAGAAGAAGAAAAUGAAAAACAGAAUUUAUUGCACCUAAAAAAGUCAAGUCGCGAAGAAGAUUCACUGGAUAACACAGAAACAAUGAACUAUGGUUCAGUGGGAGAAAAACGAGAUGAUCUAAAUCUCAACAAUACCAAAUUAUCUACAAACAUUUCCCUGAAUCAAGAUUACGUAUCACUACCUGGAGAAAAUUGCGCUGAAACGUCUUUCACAAACAUUGGUACUGCAUUGGAUAAUGGAACAAACAAUGAAGAAGCCAAGGACGACACGAUAACUCUCGAAACAUAUCUAAGAUCAAUAGUUUUCAUGCCUCAUUCUUUGCGUAUGGUAUGUCUUACUAAUCUGUUCUGUUGGAUGGCACAUGUCUGUUACUCACUGUACUUUACCGAUUUUGUUGGAGAAUCUGUUUUUAUUGGCAAUCCAAAGGCACUUGAGGGUUCCGAGGAAUAUUUGCGUUAUGAAGCAGGCGUGAGAUUUGGAUGCUGGGGUAUGGCCAUGUACUCUCUGUCGUGUGCGUGUUACUCCUUGAUCAUCGAAAAACUCAUAAAAAGGUUCAAAGCUCGUAAAGUUUAUGUAGGCGGCUUACUUUUCUACUGCGCCGGAAUGACGUUGAUGUCUUUGACGAAACAUCGAGUUGGAGUCAUUAUUUUUAGUUGGACUGCUGGUGUAAUGUACUCAACUCUCUUUACCAUGCCCUAUUUGUUGGUAGCCCAUUAUCAUUCGGAGGGUAUCUUUACGGUCAACACGUCCGAGGAUGAUAAACAGGCCAAGUGUGUUCGAGGACUUGGAACUGAUAUAGCUAUUGUUAGUAGCAUGGUAUUCUUAGCUCAGUUUAUACUUUCGAUAUGUAUGGGUUCCAUUGUGUCAUGGAGUGGGACAACUACUGCCGUUUGUAGUGUGGCAGCAUUUUUAAGUUUCUGUGGGGCAAUUUCUGCCACUCAAGUUAUAUAUCUUGAUUUGUAAUGAAAAGUUAUUUCGGAUGAAACAAUAAAUACAAUCGUAGAAAGCUACUAUCAUUAAUAAAUAUAAUAUAUAUCAAUAUGAAUAAAGUUACAUUAUAAAUACAAA